CAUUCACGCAUUCCCAGUAAAAUAGGCAGAUUCAGAUUGUACUUCUAGAGACAUUAUAAUAGUGAAUGAAGAGAAGAAACUCAUGCUUAUGACUCUCUGGAAUGAAUUUGAACAUGAUGAAGGGAGCAAAAUAGCAGACAUGAUUAGCACUGCCCCUCUAAUCAUAGCUCUCCGUGUUAAAGUGACCACAUUCAAUAUUUUGUCAUUCACUACAAGGUAUUCAUCUGGAAUUCUGAUUAGUCCUCCACUCCCAGAUGACCUCUCUUUCAAGCAAUGGUUUACUUUGAACAAGGAAGAAAUCCAAAAUUUGCUUAAUGCUAAAACAUACAGUGAUGCUAACUAUUUACUUCCCCCUCCAAAUGAAGAGGAUAUCAAAGCAAUCAGCACUUUUCAAGCAUCAUUUCCAAUUCAAAAGGCAACUUGGGUGCAAGGAACUGUCAAACUUGCAUAUGGAUUCACCAAAUAUUGGACUACUGCUUGUGUGAAUUGUCACAAAAUUGUGAAUGUGAAUGUUGACAUUGACUAGAUCAUUCAUUGUCCUUCAUGCAAACAGCAAAGUGAAGUUAAACUGAGGGCUUUGGAAUAGAUACUGAACUUAAUGAUGCUUUGAAAAAAUACACAGUUGUCUGUUU
Molecule: messenger RNA, 632 nt
Organism: Coffea arabica (coffee)
Lineage: Eukaryota; Viridiplantae; Streptophyta; Magnoliopsida; Gentianales; Rubiaceae
Biological process (GO): telomere maintenance; DNA repair
Molecular function (GO): DNA helicase activity
Source: RefSeq, a predicted model, not a curated record